AUGAACUCUUCAUACACUCCGCAUUAUUCUCCACCCCCCUCCCACUACGAUACUCGACCCCCAAUGUCGAGCCCCAACAACCCAUACCGACAUGCGCCCAAUGGUAAUGGAGCGCAGUAUCCUCCAAUGCCAUCGCAGAUGAGCGGACCACCAAGCAAUUACUACUCCCAACCUCCUCCCAGUUCUGGCCCUCCACAAGAACCACCACAAGGGAACUACUACGCCCCAGGUCCACCUACAUCCGGCCCACAAGAAGAGAUACAUGGUGCCGAGUUGGCAAAAUUGGUUCCGGGUACCCAGCCUGCUGCUCAAGAGCCGAAACCUCGAUCCAUGAUUCUGGACGGGAGGAAAUACGAGCUUUUUGUCAUGCAACAACCCAAGAGAGCUCGCAUGUGUGGAUUUGGAGACAAGGACCGGCGACCUAUUACCCCUCCUCCAUGUGUCCAGCUGGUUAUAACCGAUGUCGCAAGCGGCAAGGAGGUGGAUUGCAAUGAUAUUGAUCAUGGCAUGUUCGUCAUUAGUGCGGACCUCUGGUCUGCAAGUGGUCAGCAUGAAGUGAACUUGGUUCGGCAUACUAAUACAUCCCCAUCAAUAUCUUCGGGCACUCCGGUUUCCUACCAAGAAGUCAUGCCAGCCGUCACUCCAGCCUAUUCGAAUAUUAUGCCACAAUCGAGUGUUUUCAAAGUCGAGCCUGGACAAGGUCCUCCCGGCACAUCAUACAAUCCAUUUCCUGCGGGACCGUCAGUAAACCCCUACUCUGCUUCGCAAGCUGGAUCCCAAUCAUACUACCAAAACAACUACCCGCCGUCCAACAAUGGGACGAGUUAUUCCCAACAAAAUGGCUAUUCGCAGCCUAGCUCAUCGUCAUCCUACUAUCCACCAGCUGCGGGUCCAGGAUCCAUGGAUUAUCCGCAAGGCCAACAAGUCUCCUCUCACCAAUAUGGUCCAGGUGGCUCUCGCCCCUUCACUCCAAAUGAGAUGCCAGUUGGAAGAGGGCCUAUCAACAACUCAACACCACAGGGUAUGUUCACCCGGAAUUUGAUCGGAAGCCUUGCAGCCAGCGCUUUCCGUCUCACAGAUCCCAAUGACCGAAUUGGCAUCUGGUUUGUCCUUCAGGAUCUUUCUAUCCGUACCGAAGGCAACUUCAGACUCCGGUUCUCCUUCGUCAAUGUCGGCGUCCCUGUCUCACCCAACAACCCAUCAGCCGCAGCUGGAUUGAGCCCCAACAAGACCUCAGCACCUGUCCUAGCCUCCUGCUUCAGUGAGGUGUUCACCGUCUACUCGGCCAAGCGAUUCCCGGGUGUUGUUGAGAGCACCCCUCUCAGCAAGUGCUUUGCUACGCAGGGCAUCAAGAUCCCGAUUCGCAAGGAUGGCGCGGGUAAGGGUGACAAGGACAAGGACUAUGAUGACGAUUAG
Molecule: messenger RNA, 1416 nt
Organism: Cadophora gregata
Lineage: Eukaryota; Fungi; Ascomycota; Leotiomycetes; Helotiales; Ploettnerulaceae
Exons: 5
Coding region: 1-1416 (471 amino acids)
Source: RefSeq, a predicted model, not a curated record